Molecule: messenger RNA, 1360 nt
Organism: Megalops cyprinoides (Indo-Pacific tarpon)
Lineage: Eukaryota; Metazoa; Chordata; Actinopteri; Elopiformes; Megalopidae
Product: stress-associated endoplasmic reticulum protein 1
Exons: 3
Coding region: 126-326 (66 amino acids)
Biological process (GO): endoplasmic reticulum unfolded protein response
Cellular component (GO): endoplasmic reticulum
Source: RefSeq, a predicted model, not a curated record
UAGACAUUUCGGUCUUCUUUGUCACUCCUUCGGGGUACGAGUGCGGUCAGCUGAGUUAAAAUCCAGCGAAACAGUUUCGACUUAUCCGUUCCUGAACAAUUACAGUAUCUCUCCGGACCCUGAAAAUGGUAGCAAAACAGAGAAUUCGUAUGGCCAACGAGAAGCACAGCAAAAACAUCACACAGAGAGGAAACGUGGCCAAAAGUUCGAGAAACUCCCAGGAUGACAAAGUGUCCGUUGGACCAUGGCUACUGGCGCUUUUCAUCUUCGUCGUGUGUGGAUCAGCAAUCUUCCAGAUCAUCCAGAGCAUCCGGAUGGGCAUGUAAGAUGGUGACCUCAUCUGUCCCCGGCCGUCCUCCACCUUUCUCACAGUCCAGUGAUAUCCCAGCAUUCCUCUCUCCGAUGGUUACACCAGGCCUGGCGAGGCUGAACACCUGUCUGUGGCUGCCUGUCCUUCUGUAUCAUUUAUUCGGUUUUAUUAUUUUUGAUUUGGCGUCGCCAAGCUGUGUACCCGUCUGGUCAUUCCUUCCUUGUGCCUUAAACCGAAACAAAUUCAUGCUUUAAAAAGCCAUACUGUUUACAAUCCUGCAUUCCAGUCCGGGACCCGCGAUCAAAGAGGGUGAUCUUUUCUGUCAGUCUUGCACAACUUUGUAAUCCUUUUUAAAAAAUAAUAUUAAAAAAUGUUCCGCUUGUAUGGUCCAGCUUUGACCAGGCUGGACUCUCGUUUGCCUUCUUUGCACAUGAUUCCAGUCUAAUUGCAUAUGAUUUCCUCUUUAUUCUAAAAGAAGGAGAGUACAUUUUAGAUGGUUUUGUUUCUGGUCCCUCUCUUUUUUUUCCUAUUGGGAAUAGUAUGCUGCUGACCUUAGUGCUGGUCAUAUUAGUGGGUUGACAGCACAAGUCUUGCAUGAGUCCAGGAAACAAACAGUCAGAAAAUGUCAGUGACUUCAUUCCACGACUGUAUGCAAAUGAAACUUAAUCGUACGCAAUGUGUGUCGUAGGUUUUUUUCCUCUAUAUUUAUGCAUCUUAAUUCUGUGAUCGUGAUGUGCUCUGCUCCUGUACGUCCAUUGAUUGUCAUGUUUUUGUUACCUAAAGUAGGGUGUGCAUCUUUGGAGCUGGAGACUGGCUGGUUUUCAUUACGUCAGCUGUUCCUAACUGCUCAUUUGAACAGGGAGUUUCUGCCAUUGUGCCAUUUCUGCACUGGUUGGAAUUGUACAGCCUCCAGACACCAGAGGGUGCACAUACCCUACAAGAAGUGAAGAUAUCGAAAGAAUAAACCUGUCUGCAGUCUUGUGUGCCAUGUGCAAAGAAAAACUUGCAUUCUCUGCUGAUAAAAGCAAAACAAAUUAAAAAAAAGGAAAC